This is a messenger RNA of Diprion similis, 1852 nucleotides long. It is a transcript of the gene AsnRS, whose product is annotated as asparagine--tRNA ligase, cytoplasmic. Gene Ontology annotation, biological process: asparaginyl-tRNA aminoacylation. Gene Ontology annotation, cellular component: cytoplasm. NCBI's taxonomy places the organism in Eukaryota, Metazoa, Arthropoda, Insecta, Hymenoptera, Diprionidae. Gene Ontology annotation, molecular function: asparagine-tRNA ligase activity; ATP binding; nucleic acid binding. The transcript is spliced from 10 exons. The coding region runs from base 72 to 1742 and encodes 556 amino acids. The record is from RefSeq and is a predicted model, not a curated record.
UCUCGUUGGUGAGCACUUGAGCAGGUUUUUUGAUUCUUCAAUUGCAAGGCGGUUCAGGUUUCAGGUGAAAAAUGCCGGAGCAAAAAUUAUCCCAGCUGUCCCUUGAUGGUAUAUAUACAUCUGAAAAAGCUGGUAGCGAUGAAACUGGUGAUGGAACAGAAGGCAAGCCAUUCAAAACAAUUUUGCAAGCAAUGCGCCAUGCUGGCAAGGAGCCUUUUCCGACCAUAUAUCAGGAUGCGAAAACGGAAGGCGAAAAGUAUGAGCCUGCUGCAAAAUCUCAGUUGAAGAAGAUAACAAAGAUUUGGAUGAGGGAGCAGUAUAAAACCGCUGAUCAGCAGAAGAAGUUAGUGGAAGAUGAGGAAAAUAGAUCAAGGAACUUAGAUGAAGCAAAAUCAGUUAUUAUAGUUGAAGACGCCUCUCUUCCAGUGGCAAAACGUGUCAAAAUCAAAGAUGCCACUGCUAACAGGGAUCAACGUGUAAAAAUUUGUGGUUGGGUGCAUCGCUUAAGACGUCAAGGUAAGGCGCUUAUGUUUAUUACCAUGAGAGAUGGGACUGGCUUUUUGCAAUGUGUUUUAAACAACAAAUUGUGCCAAACUUACGACGCUCUCACUUUGAGUACUGAGUCUGCUGUGGAGUUGUUCGGUACUUUGAAAACGGUACCGGAAGGCAAAGUCGCUCCCGGUGGCCAUGAACUUCAUGUUGAUUUCUGGAAACUAAUUGGAUCCGCUCCAGCUGGUGGAGCAGAAACAAUUUUAAACGAGGAGGCCCAGUCAGAUGUACAGCUAGACAAUCGCCACAUCAUGAUACGUGGCGAGAACACGUCACGAGUUUUGAUGAUGAGAUCUGUAUUGACACAGGCAUUCAGAGAUCAUUACAGUGACCGAGGCUACUGUGAGGUAACGCCACCCACAUUAGUCCAGACUCAAGUGGAAGGGGGAUCCACACUUUUUAAACUUGAUUACUUUGGAGAAGAGGCAUUCUUGACGCAAAGUUCUCAGCUUUAUCUUGAAACUUGUUUGCCAGCCAUGGGUGAUGUCUACUGCAUUGCACAGUCUUACAGAGCCGAGCAGUCUAGAACACGUCGACAUCUUGCAGAGUAUACUCAUGUUGAGGCAGAGUGCCCCUUUAUUACAUUUGAUGACCUCCUGGAUCGGCUCGAAGAUUUAAUUUGUGAUGUUGUUGACCGUGUACUAAAAUCACCACUAGGUUCUCUUGUUAAGGAGCUCAAUCCUAAAUUUGAAGUUCCAAAACGACCCUUUAAACGCAUGAACUACACUGAUGCUAUUGAAUACCUGAAAGUAAACAACAUUACCAAAGAAGAUGGUAGUUUUUACGAAUUUGGAGAGGAUAUUCCUGAAAAGCCAGAAAGAGAAAUGACUGAUAAAUUAAACGAACCAAUAAUGCUUUGUCGUUUCCCAACUGAGAUAAAAUCCUUCUAUAUGCAAAAAUGCCCGGAAGAUGUACGUUUGACCGAAUCCGUUGACGUACUCUUACCAAAUGUUGGUGAAAUAGUUGGAGGCUCAAUGCGUAUUUGGGACUAUGAAGAACUCAUGAAGGGGUAUCAGCGAGAAAACAUCGACCCUUCACCUUAUUACUGGUAUACCGAUCAGCGUAAAUACGGAUCCUGUCCUCAUGGUGGUUAUGGAUUAGGAUUAGAGAGAUUUAUUUGUUGGUUAUUGAAUAGGUACCAUAUUCGAGAAGUCUGUCUCUAUCCUCGAUUUUUAGAGCGUUGUCGCCCUUAAUUUACGUUAGGACCUUCAAGUCUGCAGUGAUGUCAGGUCAGCAGUGUGUCAGGUUGUUAUAAAACUGCCAUUUCAUAUUUUGGUCUUAGUAUAAUAUAAGGUCAUAAUAU